AAAAAGUACCUACAAGUAUCAAACCUACGGGAGUGCCGUGCGUGGAAGAAACAGCUUAACCUCCGGCGGAAAACCUCGCGUGGGGGUUCUCUAAUGCCGGCCACCUUCGCGCAGCCCGCGGAGAGCGUCGAGGGGGCCGAGUGCAGAUGGAGAGAAGCGAGGACGCAAGGCGUCGAGGCCUUCCGGCGGGGCGAUUUGCACGCCGCCGACGGACACUUCCGGGACGCGCUCGCGCGGCUGUGCCCCGUGAUCCUCGGCAGCGACGACCCGACCCAGCCGGACGGCGACGCGCGCGACGGCGCCGGCAUCGAGGAAAUACCGCAGUACGAAACCUGGACGCGGCAGUGGGCGGCCGAGCUGCUGAGCUGCCGCGCGGCCGCGCUGCUCGGCCAGAAGCGGUACCGCGACGCGCUCGCGCAGGCGGAGAAGGCGCUGGAGUUGCGGGACGACUGGGCCAAGCCCGGGAUGCAGGUCUGCAAGGCGCGCCUCGGCCUCGGCCAGUACGAUAAAGCACUAGAGUGCUCGCGCGUCGCCUCGUUGCAAGCGACGCCCGCGUUGCGGGAGGAAGCGCGCAAGUUCCGCGCGCGGGUCGAGAAGGCGGCGUACGGCAAGGUCCUCGGGGAGACUCCGCCGCCGCCGCCGCCGCUCCCGCAGGGAACGCUGUGCCCCGCGGACCCCGGCGAGUGGGACCACGUGGACCUGCUCCCGCCGGACGCGUGCAAAGAUAGGUUGGCCGCGGUGCUGGCGCGCUGCGAGGAGGCCGACGCUAUCGCAUUGCUGGACGAGGCGCACGCCAAGGUCGAGCGGGACGGCGAGGGGACGAGGGACGCUGUGAUGAAGCCCCUCAUGGUGCGCCUGCAGGCGGACGCCCUCGCGGACUUUGGCUAUCCGAGCGGGGAGCGCGGCGUCGCCCGGUUCGGCAUGGAGAUGCGGAAGGCGAUGCGGGGCUUCCCGGACGACGCGGAGUUCCGCGGUCUCGUCGCCGAGCUGUCGACCUACGGCCGGCCGCGCGCGUAA
Molecule: messenger RNA, 1017 nt
Organism: Pelagomonas calceolata
Lineage: Eukaryota; Pelagophyceae; Pelagomonadales; Pelagomonadaceae
Source: the annotation of a GenBank genome assembly